Molecule: messenger RNA, 2634 nt
Organism: Eimeria tenella
Lineage: Eukaryota; Apicomplexa; Conoidasida; Eucoccidiorida; Eimeriidae
Exons: 7
Biological process (GO): 7-methylguanosine cap hypermethylation; 7-methylguanosine RNA capping
Cellular component (GO): nucleus
Molecular function (GO): RNA cap trimethylguanosine synthase activity
Source: RefSeq, a predicted model, not a curated record
AGGUCUGGGCUUACACUCCUCCCCAGGGGACGGCCGGCGUGUUCACGGGGAAACGGCAGCAUGUUAAAGAUAAGCAAGUGCAAAGGAAGAUUCGCCGGCUGGAGCUGUUUUCCAGGUUUGAUGAGGGCAUUCAGCUCGACGAGGAGAUGUGGUGAUCCAAGUCGCGCGGAACUAGCUAAGGCAAAUGCCGGUGUUUACGGGCCUGUAGUGGCUUCGCGCCUGGACUUCAUCAUUGGCGACUUCGCGACGCUUACGUCGCGCCAGCUGCGCAGAGGCGCACUUGAUGUUGUUUUCAUGUCGCCUCCAUGGGGGGGCCCUGGCUACAACGCGAGGGAUGUGUUCGAUUUAAGCAAGAUGGGAGGCAGAAUUGACUUCAACCAUGCGCUCCGUCUCGCCCAGAGGGUAGCACCUCGCGUUGCUGCCUUCUUGCCCCGUUCAGUCUCCCUCUUACAGCUGCUUCGUGCCGCCGCGCUUUUCACCCUUAGGAGCCCCACUCUAGGGUACAGUGCGGGCUGCCCCCGUGGCGGCUUCAACGGCAGAGCUCGCUUCCCUCCUGCAGCAAGCGCUGCUGCAGAAGAUUUGCCAAAGGCUUGCCACGGAGAAGCGGCCUCAGCUUCUUUGCAUGAGGCGCAUCGUGUGCAGGUUGAACUGGCGCUGUGCCGCUCAAGGCGAGAAGCUGGAAGUUGUGCUUUUGAUGCGCUUCGCACCUGUAAUGAUCUCGAACGCCUGUCUGCUGGCCUUUGUAAGGUCGUUAGUAGAGCGUUGCCUACUGAGAAAUGGUGUUUCGCCAGCGCUGCACGAGAACAGGAGGGUGAGCCCUACCCGAAACGCAGAACGAUCGCUGUCUCGAAAUCUGAGGGACAACUUCAUGACAAAGUCUUGCGCCCUACAGCCCAUGAACGUCGCUGGGAAGCUUCAGAGGCAGCUGAAGAGGAACAGCGACUGUUUGGAAUCGAAUCGGAGCUCGACGCGUGUGGCAGCCUGCAAAAGUUAGUAGCAGAGUGCAGGAGGGUGUAUACACAAAUCGACGAUUCUCCAAGGGAUUGGCGCUGGCUUCCCGUAGACCUACUGUGGGCGGCUACUCCAUUAACGAAAGGCUUUAUCAGAGAUCCGUUUCAUCGUUUGAACCGACGCUUGCAUGCAGCACGGGAACAACAAGAAUGCCUGGAUUCCCAUAAGGAGGCCGAAGAACCCUCAUUGGAAACGCCCCCUCUGCUCGCCGAGCUACAAACCUCUCCAGCUCCCUGUGUCUGCCAUCAAAUUGCCUGCUGGCGCUGGCGGGCUGUCGGGGUGACUGCUUUCUUCGGAAAUUUUGAAAAGAAGGAGUAUGACGCGAACGAAGGAGGCGCGGUUGCUAUCAAUGAUCCUCACUGUUCAGGCUUUCCGAGUUGUAGCCACAGGCCCGUCUCUUUUCAUGAGCAGCAUGGCCUUCUGCAGGAUGAAGGGCAGAGAAGCCUUUCUGAAAAGAAACGGCUUCGCAAGGAAGUAAAGUUCGUAUUCAAGGCCCUUCUGCAGGACGCUCUUGAGUUAGCUGGUAUGGAAAGCCCGGACUCUCUACUCAAGACGAAUAUGCAGCACCCAGCGUCUACACCAGGAGUGCAGCGUGAGAAGGCCAGUAUUCAGUCAGGAAGCACAAGGAGUGGACCGACUUCGGAUCAGGAAGACAUGGGACGGGAUUCAAACAAAAACGAAGACACAACCCUGCCGGAUGAAGCUGCAGCACAAGCUUCAGCUCAGCUCUUGGCGAGCAGUAUCGCAUGCUUCGCGCGGCAGACGUUUGCGUCCCUUUCUUAUUCGUCUGAGAGGUUGUGCAAUUGCUUUUACUCGAACGCAGACGCAGACCAGCACGGAAUUCAAGGGAAAAGGCAGUUUCUGGACGGUGUUUCAUCCACUUCAGAAGCAGACAGUAAAAACUGCUCACAGGCAAGUGCCGAAGUGGCCCGAGAAGAAUUAAAGGCCUUUGCCGAUCGCCUGGUGUCCGCCGCCACGAAGAGAAUUGUUAAGGCCAGGAACGCUUUGUUUAGCAGGCGGUGGAGUUGCAUGCGGAAAGAAGACUCAGGUUUGGUGGCUGAACCGUGCAACGGCUUAAGAGCAACUCGUAGAUGGAAGUCGUUUCUCCGGAACGAAUGUGAAAAAGUCGUACACUGCUACUUCGCUGCUGCCAGUGGCUGCUCAGCAACGCUCCGUGUAGCCCUCCCCCAGCCAGUCGCAAAAAAGGGUAGGAAGAAAAAAAAGCGGGACUCCGCACCUCCAGUGUCAGCCAAGCCUUUGCCUUCGCCUAAUCGAUUAGACUUUCUUCAGCGCGUCGCAAAUGCGUAUGUGGCGUCCUGUUUGCUUCCCGAAAUACCACAAAUAGUCGAAAAGCAAGAAUUCUUCAAGCCAGUCCCUGCUCAGGAGCACGCCCUUGAGUUCUCCGGUGGUGUCUCAGGGAAUUCGUGCUCCGGAAGCAAGGCAGUAAGAGACAGCGAUGCGGAAGGCGGCUUGCCACAGUGGUCUCCAGAGGAGGUCCUCCACUGGCAGUUUGGCUGCAGUAUGUGGUGUAAUUCUUCGUUGCGAGUCCUUGUAGCGCAACGAUUGGCACCAUUGCUCGAGCUUAGUCCACCUAUGGGCCCGCAGAAAAACAAGGACAAGUAA